Molecule: messenger RNA, 726 nt
Organism: Monoraphidium neglectum
Lineage: Eukaryota; Viridiplantae; Chlorophyta; Chlorophyceae; Sphaeropleales; Selenastraceae
Exons: 2
Coding region: 1-726 (241 amino acids)
Biological process (GO): maturation of 5.8S rRNA
Source: RefSeq, a predicted model, not a curated record
AUGGCUCCCCCCAAAGGGCCCCCAGCCAGCGCCGAUCCCCCGGCCAAGAUGUCGAGCACGCUGCUCAACUUGCCGUUCAUGCAGCGUAGCAAGCCGCGGCAGCCACCGGCAGAGUCAGUCGCGAGUACUGGCGGACAGCAGCAGCAACAGCAGCAGCAGCAGCAGCAGCAGCAGCAGCAGCAGCAGCAGCAGGCAGCAGCGGCCGGCACUAGCGGCGUGGGCGGCGCGGCGGUGUCGGACAGGCUGCAAGGAAUGAAAUUCAUGCAGCGGGCCGCGCAGAAGCGCAAGGCGGAGGACGCUUUCGGGGCGGACGAGGCCGCGGCGCAGCAGGCUGAUGCAGAGGCCCAUUGGGUGUUGCCGGCUGCCAGCGGCAAGCGGUGCGUGGUCGUUUGCGAGCGCGACCCCCUCCCCGAGGCCCUCGCUUCGGGCAGCGGCCGCGUCUCUUUCGGCAGCUUCGGCCAGGCAGCGGGCGCCGCAGCGAAGGGCUCGGCUGCGGCGGCGGCGGCGGCGGAGGGCGGCGUGGCCAAGGGGCAAGGCGCUGACGUCAGCGACGAGCAGAUGGCCCGGCGGCUGGGUGGCGGUGGAGGAGGUGGAGGGGGAGGCGGCGGUAAGGGCGGCAAGGGAGCGGGCACCGGCGCCGCAGGCACAACUUUGGGGGAGGGGGAUGGCAACGGGGCGGAUGAUUGGCCGCAGGCUUUGCGGCAGAAGAAGCGACGAAAGCAGUAG